Messenger RNA from Raphanus sativus (radish), 1512 nucleotides. RefSeq lists its product as uncharacterized. Gene Ontology annotation, molecular function: RNA-DNA hybrid ribonuclease activity; nucleic acid binding. Gene Ontology annotation, biological process: DNA integration. The record is from RefSeq and is a predicted model, not a curated record. The coding region runs from base 1 to 1512 and encodes 503 amino acids. The transcript has a single exon. NCBI's taxonomy places the organism in Eukaryota, Viridiplantae, Streptophyta, Magnoliopsida, Brassicales, Brassicaceae.
AUGACGUCGCAACCAUUACGCACAAUCUUACAUAGCCCAAGCCAAUCUGGAAGAUUAGCAAAGUGGGCGAUUGAGCUCGGAGAAUAUGAUAUAGAGUACAAACCUCGAACAAGUUCGAAAGCGCAAGUGUUAGCAGAUUUCAUCAUCGAGCUUGUUCCCAGUGAAACUAACACCGAUGACAAAACCCAGAAGUGGAAACUCCACGUCGAUGGAGCGUCAUCAAAGCAAGGGUCGGGUGUAGGAAUACAACUCGAAUCUCCUACAGGAGAGAUGAUGGAACAAUCAUUUCGCCUAGGCUUCAACGCAUCAAAUAACGAAGCCGAAUAUGAAUCCUUAAGCGCCGGAUUGCGACUUGCCCAAAGCAUCGGAGCCCGAAAAAUCAGCGCAUUCAGCAACUCGCAGCUCGUCACCAGCCAAUUCCACGGCGAAUAUGAAGCUAAGAAUGAAAGGAUGGAGGCCUACCUGGCAGUACUAAGAGGAAUUACACAGCAGUUCGAUGAAUUCGAGCUUACGAGAAUUCCGAGAGGGGAAAAUACCUCAGCAGACGCUCUUGUCGCCCUGGCGUCAACAUCGAAUCUGACUAUAAGAAGGGUAAUUCCGGUUGAAGGAAUAGAUCGACCCAGUAUAGACAUCCCUUUAAAAGGAACCCUUAAUAACAAAGACGACCUCCCGCUGGUCGCUCCAAUCGUCACUCGUAGUAAAUCCAAGGGACGUACUCAAGAGCCCGACGAAGACUCAUUCGUAGCCCCACGGAAUCGGAAGUUCCCCGGUGAGUCCUCUCGAAGAACUCGAUCAAGCGCUGCCAGGACAACGCUUGAUCCCCCGAUUCCCGAAGAAAUACCCGUUCACGAGGUAAAUAAUGAACCACAAAAAGCUUUCCAGGACGAGCUCGAAAACAGACCAGAUUGGAGAACUCCGCUAUACAACUAUAUCGAUACCGGAGAACUUCCUCCCAAAAGAUGGGAAGCCCGAAAGGUAAAAGGUCGGAGCUCGCGCUAUUGCAUCAUGGAAGGAAAACUUUAUAAAAGAACCUUCAGUGAGCCAUAUCUAUUAUGCGCAUCGCCAAAGCAAGCCUCUACCAUCUUAAAGAAAACCCACGACGGAUCAUGCGAGAACCAUUCCGGUGGACGAUCCCUUGCGAUAAAAAUAAAAAAGCACGGCUAUUUUUGGCCAACUAUGAUCAACGACAGCGAGCAGUUCACACUAAGAUGUGACAGAUGCCAACGGCACACACCAAUGUUGCACCAACCAACACAGAAACUAUCAACCAUAUACUCGCCAUACCCAUUCAUGAAGUGGUCUAUGGACAUAGUCGGACCCUUCGUUUCAUCGGGACCAGCACAGCUUCGAUUCUUGUUAGUAAUGACCGAUUUCUUUACCAAAUGGAUCGAAGCCGAGGCCUACCAGAAUAUUACUGGAUCCAUGGUGACGAGCUUCAUUUGGAAGAAUAUUGUCUGUAGACAUGGUCUCCCAUACGAAAUAGUCACCGAUAACGGUCCUCAAUUCAUCUAG